Molecule: messenger RNA, 2010 nt
Organism: Penicillium pulvis
Lineage: Eukaryota; Fungi; Ascomycota; Eurotiomycetes; Eurotiales; Aspergillaceae
Exons: 6
Coding region: 1-2010 (669 amino acids)
Biological process (GO): DNA-templated transcription; regulation of DNA-templated transcription
Cellular component (GO): nucleus
Molecular function (GO): DNA binding; zinc ion binding; DNA-binding transcription factor activity, RNA polymerase II-specific
Source: RefSeq, a predicted model, not a curated record
AUGGAUUCAUCGUAUUCAGAGCGCGCUGCCAAGCGAGUUCGACAAGCCUGUGAGCCCUGCAGAAGGAAAAAGGCGAAAUGUCCUGGAGAGCAGCCGGUCUGCUCAUUGUGUGCUAGAUUAAAACAGCAGUGCGUAUAUGCUGAAUUUAAACGGCGUCAUGCGCCACCGGAGGACCAAUCGAGGUCAAGUGCUCCGCCCUCAUCCUCUUCUCAAACACUUGAGGAUAGGUUGCGUAGCUUAGAAGGCAAGCUUGGGGCAGUACUUGACCAUCUGGGAAAUACAACCGAAUCUUCGGUAUCAAACGACGUUCCUGCAGCGACACCAUCAGGAAUGAACCAAUCCACCAUUCUCCCGCCGUGGGAAGAAAUCUUUCCAAUAGCAGAACUUUACCUGCUGUAUUGCGAAUCUCAGCCCUUGCCUCUAUUCCACAGAAGCAGCUUCAUUGCUAAUCUCAAACAGCGCGAUGUUGAGAUUAUAUAUGCGAUUCUGGCCCUGAGUCUCCGGUUCUCAGAUUCAUACCGCAAUUAUCCUGACCUGACGGGGUUAGUCAACAGCUAUGCUGAAGUGGCCCGGGGUCUAGUCAUGAAGCGAGUCUCGGAGGGGCCAGUCGAGAUUUCAACUUUACAGUGCCUGUGCCUUUUGAGUUUGGUUGAUUUUACAAAUGGCAAUACGCAUCGCUCCAGCAUCCACAGCAGUCUGGCAAUGAACCUUGCACGGUGCGCCAACCUUGGCCUGGAGUCCCGUGCAUUGACAAAUAACAUCCUUCGCGAAGAACGAAGGCGAUGCUUUUGGAGUAUAUGCCUUCUGAAACGACUCCACGGUGGCGAAUUCUCAAUUCUAGAUCUCCCAGAUAUAGGGGGCCCGCCAUAUCCUCAGAGCCCAACUCGACCGGCCCGCGCUAUCUCUCCGGGCCCCCCGACCCCGGGAGUCCGCAGGAGCGAGCUACAGGACCAAGGCAUUGUUGCAUAUGUCAUCAUGCUAAGUGAAGCGUUUGGCCGAACAGCACGAUAUGUACGGCAUCGGGGACGACCGGGUAAUGUACCGCCAUGGUCGCCUGACUCGGAGUACUCUAAGAUCAUUGCGCUGCAGAUGCAAUUGGAAACUUGCAUGCCACUCAUACACCGCUUCAAACCGGCAAAUCUCAGCGACAGAUCUUUAGAGGAAUUGCAGGCCCACAGAGAGUACUGGGGCCCAUGGUUUUUAAACCAAUUCAUGUACCACACUAUUCUCUGCCUCCUCAACCAUCCCCUGCUGCUGUCUCUGAGUUUGCGUACGUUUCGGAAUACCAUCCCCGAAAUAUUUUUGCAACAUACUUCGGAUCUCAUCUCCUCGCAUACGACUUGGAUUAUCCACUUCAUCAAUUAUUUUGAAGAGAGAUCCUUCUUGGUGUCAGAUCCAUUGCUGGGAUACAGCGCUGCCGUCGUGGCUACUAUAGAGCUUCAGUUAAGCUUCACAGACAACUCGGCUAUUAGAGAGCAGAAGCGAGACAGGUUUACGAAAUGUGUUAAUUUCGUACAACGAAUUGGCGAGAGAUGGCCCCAUAUGGCUCGCUUGGCGGAGAGACUACAACAUUUGGAGAAUGCUGUUUCAGCUACCUACGAAUCCGACCUGGGGGUCCAAAACCAAAGUCUUCUGAUUGAUCUUUCCCGCUUCUGGGAAAUCCUUGAGUAUUCAUCCAACAGCGAUGUCGAUUCUGCUAGGCGUCUUUUCGGAGAUUCGCUAUACAAUGGACCACCAUCUGUGGCAACGGAAGUGUCACAGACUUCCCCUUUACCGGCACCGACUCGCUUGACUGAACAGGAGGAAUCAUCUUCAACUUUUCAAUCUCCAAACUUCAAUACCAACACCGCCUUUCCCAAUGGCCCGGAAUACCCCACAAACUCACUGGUGGCGCCGCAGCAACUGGCUUUGUCAAACGAUGACUUUUCUAUCCUUGCUACGAACUUCUUUUCUCAGGGACAAGAGUUUCUUCGAGGUGGUGAUAGUUGGGAAAAUAUUGGGAAUUUCUAA